GUGAAACGCAAUGGUUUGAAUGCAUCCCCUCGCAGGCGGAGUGCUGCGAGCUCUGAAACGGUAGAGAAAAGGUUAAAAGGCCUUAAUACCCAACCCCACACCGUCUUCUGUCUUCUUCUGUAACGCGGAGAGAGGACAGGAGCGGCCAUGCUCUCGGGGAUCAAUGGCGGGGUGUGGACGGAAGGAGGAGGCGACGAGGACGACGCCGCGUCGUGGACGAGAGCGAACGCGUCCAACGCCAGUAGCGGGGUGAUGGGAGGGCGCAGGGACGAGCUCGGCCUCCUCAGCUUCAAGUCCAUGCUGGACGACGACGACGACAACGACUGGUACCUGGGCAGCGCCGCUGCCUCCAACCCCGUGCCGCCUGCCGCCUCCCACCAUUCCUUUCAGGCGUUCCAGACACAUCAGGAGCUCACGGACGUGGCCUUUCCCUCGAAUGUUUCGCCGCACGAGGCCCUGAUGCUCCCACCCGUCGUCAACCUCGAUCAAAACCAGCCAUUUUUCACUGCAAAAUCAGCCCUUUCCUCUCUCUUCGUCUCGGUUAGCUCCAACCCCUUCGACACCGGGUUUGGUGUCGGCUGCGACGCCCCGGGGUUUCUCCAGGCUUCCCAAGUGUCCAAUUUCCCGGUCAUGAUGAACAGAGGUUGUGGCGGGGGAGGAGUCCUUGGUUUUGCAGGAAUGGGGGCGGGCGAGCAGCUUGGUUGUCCCGAUCUGAGCUCCGGAGCCGCAUUCUCUGGUGACCAUCUGCUGCCCUCGUCCGGGCACUGUUCUGGUUCCAGCUCCGGUGCCGCCUUCGGCCCCAUGGGCUUCGACGGCUUCGAGAGUUCUCCAUUUCUCAACCGGCCCAAGGUGUUGAGGCCUCUGGAGAUCUUCCCGCCCGUGGGUGCGCAGCCCACUCUGUUCCAGAAGCGGGCGGCCGCCGCUCUUCGGCAGAAUUCAUCAGUUUCCGGCGAAAAAGGUGGUCUCUUGGGGCUUUGGGAGUGGGAAGGGGUGGUGCCGGGGAACCGUGGGAAGACUGAGUUGGAAGAAGAGAGCAACAAGAGGAGGAAGGGGAAUGAGGAGGAUGAGAUGGACGACGGGAGCAUCGACGCAUCGGGAUUGAAUUAUGACACGGAUGAUGCUGCAGCGGAGAAUGUCAUAGGUGAGGAGAACGCAAAUGGCGGCGGCGGUUGUGGAGGUAGCAACUCUUAUGCCAACAGCACGGUGACCGGAGGUGGAGAUCAGAAAGGGAAGAAGAAGGGCCUGCCUGCGAAGAACUUGAUGGCCGAGAGGAGGAGAAGGAAGAAGCUCAAUGACCGGCUUUACAUGCUUAGGUCUGUUGUUCCCAAGAUCAGCAAGAUGGACAGAGCAUCCAUUCUUGGUGAUGCAAUUGAGUACCUGAAAGAGCUUUUGCGAAGGAUCAACGACCUUCACAAUGAACUCGAAUCGACACCUUCCAGUUCUUCGGUGCCUGUUACAAGUGCAACAAGCUUUCACCCGUUGACGCCAACACUACCCACUUUAUCAUGCCGUGUGAAGGAGGAGCUCUGCCCAAGUUCUGUACCAAGCCCAAAUGCUCAGCCAGCAAGAGUUGAGGUCAGGGUAAGAGAAGGCCGAGCAGUUAACAUUCAUAUGUUUUGUGCCCGAAGACCUGGCCUAUUGCUCUCCACUAUGAGGGCACUCGAUGGCCUUGGAAUUGACAUCCAGCAGGCUGUCAUCAGCUGUUUCAAUGGGUUUGCCAUGGAUGUUUUCCGAGCUGAGCAAUCCAAGGAAGGUCCUGGUGUUCUGCCAGAAGAUAUCAAGGCGGUGCUCUUAAACUCUGCCGGCUUCGAUAAUACAGUGUCAUGAGAAAUCAAGGAGAAUCAGAAAUUGCAUUGAUUUUAAUGGUGCUCAGAGGGUGCUUCUAAGUUCUAGCCAUUUUAUAUAUCGUUUUAAAAGCAGUAAUGAAGAGGUCAUGUGAGCAUUUCAGCAAUUUCUUAGCAUUUUGUGUUUCAUAUCUUAAGGAAGGUGUCGAUGUCACACAUCACUAAGCUAGUUCUGUAGCCAAUGAACAGUUUGUUACUCUUUCAUCAUGGAAUAAGAGUUUACCGUGGAAUAUUUGUAUCA
Molecule: messenger RNA, 2085 nt
Organism: Musa acuminata AAA Group (dessert banana)
Lineage: Eukaryota; Viridiplantae; Streptophyta; Magnoliopsida; Zingiberales; Musaceae
Product: transcription factor ICE1
Exons: 4
Coding region: 148-1827 (559 amino acids)
Biological process (GO): regulation of DNA-templated transcription
Cellular component (GO): nucleus
Molecular function (GO): protein dimerization activity; DNA-binding transcription factor activity; sequence-specific DNA binding
Source: RefSeq, a predicted model, not a curated record